AUGGGUAGAGAUAUCAGAGAAUUUUACAAUUUAAGGAAUAGAUAUUUGGAUAAAAGGAAAGAGACAAAUUUAAAUAUUUUAAAAAGUACUAGAAAUAAAAUAACGUGCAAUAAUGACGUAGCGGUUACAAAUGCACCCGCCCAUUUACGCGAAAAUAAAUAUGAAUGCAACAAUAAUGCAGCAACAAGCGCGAAUAAAGUGAAGGCGCAAAGGAAGACAACUGGGUUGAGGAAGAACCAUGAAUCUGCUGAACACACUGGAAGGCAUAAGGAUAGGACUAAACAGAAAGGUGAAGAGAAAGGCAGCGACAAAAUUGGCAAAAUGAGCAGAGUGAUCAAAAUAGCCAAAAUUGAUAAAGGCGAUAAAAGUGACGUGAAUGACGCGAACGAAGCGAACCAUGCAAACAGGGCGAAGAAUGGACCGGAUCGACCAAUCAACCGAAAAACAUAUCACAAAGGUAAAAAAUGCCAAUUACACAAAUCGAAAGAGUGCAAAGACGACCACGACGUUGACUGCGAUAAUCAACACACAGGCGAAUGUGAAAUCAUCGCAAACACAAAUGAAGCGGACACCUGUUCAGGUUCAGGUGCUUACGUGGCAAAUUCAAAAAACCCAUCAGCGUAUCACCAGAAUGGUAACAAAUUCAGUAGCCACUCAGGCUGUACCUCCAAUAAGGCAAAUGUGCACCUCGUUGGAAAGGAAAAAAAAAACAAUUUAAAAAUCAUCAACGUGAAUAAUUCCGAAAUAAAAAACAUGUACGACGUUUUGGAUACAAAUCGUAGUUCCAUCUCCUGCACUAUUAAUAGUAACGGAGCCAGCACGAGUAACAUAAUUCAAAGUAACUACAGACGUAAGUGUGAACAACAAAAUGACAGUCAUGUUACAUCCAAUAUUUGCGACAGCACGAAUGAUGACGAAGAAGUGACUGACGCAACGAUAAAAUGUGACACAGUAAAUGCAAAAAAUGAUGAUCAUACCAAAGGUAGUAAUUCCUACUAUGGUGAAAAAUGUGAUUAUGAGGUUGUGAAAAAUAUAUGGGAAGACGGCGGGACACAAAAUAGCAAUGAAGUUAGUGUGAACACUUGUGGAAAGAGUUUCACAAAUCAAAGUCACAAUAUUUUAGAGGAUGAACAUAAGUCGAAUGUCACCCUUACAGAACGCCUUUCGAGUAAGAACUCAGAACAAAGAGAAAGAAGAAACGGUACCAGCAACUGUGGCAGUGAGGACCAUAGCACCAAUUAUCGUACGCACAAUAGAAACGACGCCGGAGAUGCCUACAGCAGUAGGCGCAACAAUGGAAAUAAUGACAACCACUACGGUCAUAAUUGCAAUCGUAACAGAAAUGCGAAAAAUGGCAGUGGUGGCCAUGACAGAAAUGGAAACGACGAUAACAAGAAUGACCGUGGCGAUGACAAAAAUGCAAAUGAUGAUGACAGAAAUGCAAGUGAUGAUGACAAAAAGGACAGCGACGAUGAAAAGAACGAAAGCGAAGAUGACAAAAACGAAAGUGACCAUGACCAUAACGAAUUUCAUGCAGAAGGGAGACCCCAUCGGGAUAGCUUCAAAAUUCCCCACAAGGCUGUCUACCCAGAUUACCCCGAAGAACAGAUUCAACAGAGCAAAUUCUAUUCCAAAGAAGCCGAACACGAGGAAGUAAGCAACCUGUACAAAGAAAUGCUGGCCAAACACAUGAACAGUUCUGGCUAUUCACUAAAACAACUACAUGUGCAGAAAAAUGAAAGGGAAAACAACCCAAAUAAUACAUACCUAGUUCAGGACAGCUACGUAAGAAGUGAUGAUAUAACUCUACCCAUUAAUAAUUUCCUCGGAAAAAAAGAAACCUAUAAUUGGAAUAAAGGACACUACGAAUUAUUCAACUCCUUAAAUGAUAUAAUAUGUGAAGUGAAAAAAAAAAGCAACUUGUUUGUAAAUAAUUAUAAGAAUAAGGAGAUGGUUAUACAGAAUAAUAACAACGCAGUAAGGAGCAAAAUCGAUAGCACCUUCCUCAAUAGCAUAAACAGAAAUGGUAAUUUCACCAACGCUAUGCACCUUCCAACCUAUGUAGAUAGCAAUAUGAGAAAAAAACCUAGUGAGGAAUAUGUGAAUAAUAAUCUGUACAAGCACCAACUGGACAGGAACAGUGCAUUAAAUAUAAAACAUACUUCCCAUUUAGGGCCUAGAAGCAGCAACGCUUAUCACCCCGAGAUGGGGGACUCCUCUGGUUAUGGCUGCAACAGUUUCAGAAGUAACCACACGGAUCACAUCACCGCUAACAACACCACCUGCAGCGAAUACGAUUGUGAUAAACAGCCCUUUAGGAAUAAUAGAAACCCCAUAGAAUGCAGCAAAAUAAGCAACAUCAAAAUGUACCCCAUGGGGACCGAGAAUAUACACGUAGGAAAUUCCACGAAUAAGCCAACCCUCCAAUGCGACGAGAACUUCAAAACCACUCGAACCGAUCCGCUCGAAUACAACAGUCACUUCCUCCAUAAGAAUAAAAUAAAUGAAACCUGUUAUUCCAAACAGGUACUACUAAAAAACGUGGGAAACAAUGUAGACAGCAAAAUCGUGCAAAUGAAGAAAAAUGAAAAUAUAAAAUCACACACAGAGCCCGUUAACGAGCACGCCAAAACGAAAGACAUAUAUGUGCAGGAAAACCCCAAUAGUAAAAAUAGCUUAAUAAAUAAAGAUAUGUACAAUAAUUUUAAAGGAACAGAAAAGUCGAAUGUACCUACAUAUGCACAACACAACAAAGGAAGCAGUACCCCCUUCGAUAGUUCACUUAUGAAUUCCUAUUUUUAUUUAAAAAAGGAGUUAAAAGAAGUAGACGACAUGAGCACAUCCAUAUCGAACGGAAUAAAAGCUAACGGACAGUGGGCCCAGAAGAGGAAUCUUCCAACGAGUUCACCAACGGGUCUACCAACGAGCCUACCGACCGAGGAUGUGGAGAGCCGACAAACGGACACUCGAUACAGCAACACCCGUAGUAGCUCGCUUCAACCCAUGAGUCACCAUCACGAAGUCAACAAAGCGAGUAGAAAUAACACAGAAAAGGAGGUGGACAGAAAAAUGGUAACGAAAGGAUAUCUAAAUAGAAACCAUAAUUCCCUUCAGUACAACAAAAUAGCAGAUAAUCACAUAGUCCUAGAGGACAGCAUGGAAGAUAUAACUUGCGAAAUUGAACAUGCAAAUGAAGAAAUGACUCACAACAAAAGUAGCGACAAGAACAGCAUGAUAAAUGCAAAUCCCCUUUUUACAAAAUGUUAUACCGAAAAGAAUAAUUAUGAAUACAUCGAAGACGACAACUCCGUGUAUAGCGUAAAUAACGACCAGGUUGAUCAGAAAGUCCCUCACCUAAUAAUAAACCCUGAUCACGGGAUGAGUGAUAAAAUGGACGGCGUGAACUAUACCCCCGCAUGCACACUAAGCGGAGGCGACCCCUUAAACAAAAAUGACGCACAUGGAUUUUUACACAACGGGGAAAACGAGAACGAAGUUUGUACAGUGGAGGAUGAUGAUGUGGUCGAAGUAAUUCCUAGCGAAGUGGAAAUCACCAGAGCUACUCUCCCUGCAGAUAAUUAUAGCCAACAAAGUGGCGAUCACAUUUAUAACCGAGGCAACAAGGAAGGCAACUCAGAAAGAGGCAACUGCGAAAGAUGUAACUGCGAAAGAGGUAACUGCGAAAGAGGUAACUGCGAAAUAGGCAACUGCAGUGAUAAGGAGAAUCAUACCAGCUGUAUAGAACUCCCCAGUAGUAACAAAACUCUUGGGAGCAACUACCUCACGAGAAGCAAAUCCAUUCAAGAUGUCCAGUACAACCAUUCAGAUCAAAGCGUUGAUUCUAUUUAUGAUCGAAGGAGGAGCAGACUAUAUGAAUACGACUCAGUAAUAGGUAGGAACAAAUUGAGAAAAGAGGGGAGACCAAAACUAAUACAAAAGGAGACAAAGAAAAAGCGAGAAAUGAGAUCGUUAAAUGGUGUAGAUGUGAAUUAUUCCGUUGAAGGCACAAAGUUAGGAAGUGGGGAAUGGAGAAAUAAAGAUUUCAAACUUAGGAACAAGAACAUUACCCCGAUCAGUAAUGCAAAUGGUAAAAGAAAUGAAAGUAUAAAAAUUAACUGCGGUGACCACGACCUAUGUAACCAGAAUAGAGAUCCAUUUAUCUACGAAAAGAUGGAAGAUGACCCCAUCGACAUAACGAACGAAGAAUUUCGUCAUAGUAAAAUUUCCAGCGGUAAAAUAACCUAUGAAAAAGGCAACAUAAAUACAUAUAGACAAAGAAUGGCAGCAGCAGAUAAGGAAGGCAAUAAUUUAUGCUCCAUUGACUAUUACAGAAAUUAUAACUCCGUCCAAUGUGUGAAAGAGGAUUUACUGAAGAAGGAAAAGUUUCCAUUCAUCUUUUACGAUUCGCAUAUACGCAAUUUGGUAAUAUACUACAAGGAUAAUUGCAGUGACGAAAUUAAAUGCAAAUAUUUUUCCGCCCAACGAUUUGGACACGCAACAGCUAAGAAAAUUGCCCUGAACUUUCUAAGGUCUUUAGGAAUCAAUCCAGAUCACCUAGAAAAUAAUAAUGUAUUCUCCUAUGAAAAGGACUCCAAAAGUAAGCUAUUCAACGUGGAAAGGGGAAAGACAUAUAUAGACAAAGAAGAAAACUCAAAUAUUAAUCUUAUAUAUGAUUCGAAAAAGAGAAAUGUAAUCGUCUCAUGGAUUAACAAAGUGAAAGGAUAUAACUUCAGAAAAUUCUCAACACAGAGAUUCGGUUUCGAUGUUGCCCUUAGCCUGUCCAUUGAUUUCUAUAAAAAUUUAGGAGGACAAAAAGAAGAAGAGGAAAUACGAAAUUAUAUUAAUAAAGUCAAUUCAAAUUUUAAGAGCAUUAGAAUUUUAACAAAUAAAAAAAAAAAAAGAAAUUUAAAAGGAAAAAUCAUAGAUAUUACAAACGAAUUUAUGGACCCAUAUUCCAAUAACUACGAAAAUGUGUAUGAUAAUACUUCCCUGUCCUACUUCUAUUUUAGUAACAUGAAAUACAAUAUAGAGAAUCUAAAAAAUAACUCCAUGCAAAAAGGAACCAGUGCCAACACACAAAUGAACAAGUACACCAAUUUGUUUUACAUAACAGAUCAGUUUUAUCAAAUAUUCGAAUGUAAGUUAAAAAACUUACAUAUGGAACAAGUAAAAAUGACGAAAGUUUAUAAGUAUGAUUUCUUCUUAAAUAAAACCUUCUACUUUUUAUAUUUGAAAUAUUUAGAAAAUGUCAAAUCAGCCCUGUACGAUGAAAAUGGCCACAACCUCGCAACAAUGUGUGAGCAAAUUAAAUCGUGCAAGACGCACACACCAUGCAAACCGUCCAAACAGUGCACUGUGCAGUCACACCAUAAGGUGCAACGCGCAACCGAUGAGCAGCAACCUAGUGACCCUCCCACCAACUACUUCCAAUUGGUGGACCUCUACUGCGAUAGCGAUAUUCAUAGGAACUGCACAAAUGGGAAUAUUAACUAUUUCAUCAGUAAGAUGGACUACUACAGGGGCGAAGACAUCCUCAUGAAAGGCUACUACAGCGCAGAUGACACCAAACUGUAUGACAUAUUUUUCCUUUCCAGUGGACGUAAAGGGGGACUGGAGGAAGAAACCCUUCUGGCAGACCUAAACAGCAACACAUACAACGACAAGAUGUACCACCAAAGCAUCUAUCAUAAGAAGCUCUACAAGAACCAAGACCACCACAGUCAACUCUACCCAGGGGGACUAUGCACAGCGCAAAAGACCAGCAGAAGAACAACAAGAAAUAAAAACGCCGAAAGAGGAAAUCCCUUCCAGGACUACCACAUUCAUUACAGUACUGGAAAUGAGCAUGGGAUCGGUCAUGGCAGCAACUGCAAUUGCGAUAGUAAUAACUGCGGCGACGUGAACAGCAGCAGCAGCGGUAACGAACGCAAAAACUCCUACAGCGAUUUUGACAACACUGACGAUGAAGACGUGUGCGUUUGCAAUGAGAAGAGAAAAGGCACCAGAAGGAGAAUAUCUAAACAUAGAAAGUGGAGCAGAACUAAGGGAAAACCGAAGCAUAAUACUAUGUCAGAAGGGAACUCCAUUAUGAGUACCAAAAAAAGUGAGAGCUUCUAUGAAGACCAGGAAGAAGACGAUGACCAUGACGAUGACGAAGGGGAAAUGCUACUGGACCAAGUGAGUAGCUACAGAAAGAGUGGUAAAAAGGCGAAUAAAAUGAGAAAUAUUUCCACCGGAAGAGGAAAAAGUAAGGGCGUUCACAAAGGUGCCAGCAAGAAAACCGGCAAAGGAAGCAACAAACAGAUGCAUAAGAGGACUCUCAAAAAAGCGAGCAAGGGUGUUACCAAAGGAGGCACCAGAGGAAUCAACAGAGGCAACCACAAAAAGCAACAUAACAUGAAUUUUUUAAAAAAUAAAAAAUUUUUAUCAACGAAUAAAAAUAUAAGCAACUUACUCACGAAAGGGAGAAAAUAUAUUAUCUGCUACAACUAUAUGGGGAAGAUCCAGGUGAAGGUGUUCAGUGCUGAUAUAUAUGGCUCCAUGACGGCUCAGAGAAAAGCAGUUGCAUUUUUACAGCAAAUUAGGAGAGAAAUAAAAAGUGAGGGUAAAAUUCUAUACAGUGAGAGUGACAGCAAAACUGCACAUGACGUAACAUCUUCGCUAAUGGAGUCGGCGCUGUUAAAUCCGUGUCAUCAGGACAAUUCUGCGCUGAAGAAUAAUAUACAGUGCGAAGAUCAUCCUCAUUUAGUGAACAACACGGUUGUCAAAAAUAGGAGGGGGAGGAAACGCAAAAAAAGAGAAGACGCAGUGGAGGAACUGCUUGAAAUGGCCGCAGCGCUGCAGGCACAGCAACAGCAGAUGUACCAGCGGAGCGACCUCGGGGCGUGGGAAUGUGCCCGGGGGAAGACAACCUUUGGAAAAGGCAGUGAAAACAAGCUAAACUCACAAUUGAACGCACAAUUAAUAUCCCAAAUUAGCGCCCAAGUUAGUGACGAAAAGGCACCUGCGAAGAAGUACCAAAACAGGAAACUAAGCGACUCUGCGGAUUACCAAAAGGUGCACAACUUUUACGAAAAUGAAGACAAUAAUGAAAACGUAUCGAUGUUCCGAAUGGAAGAUUGUGAAGAUAAAAUUGUUAACCCUAAUGAUCUGAUUAGUAUUUCCGAAAGUUUGAUGAAGACAUAUUCACUGGAUGAGAAACUUCAUAGGGCACUAGACACGCAGGAUGAGGAAUAUAAAAAAGGCAAUUUUGGAGAACCCAUUAAAAGGAACUCAAAAAGAAGUGACCUCCCACUAAAUGAAUACAUAAACAACACAACAGGUGAAGAAGGAAAAUAUUUUGAUCAUAACAACAGGGCACCUUCGCUAAGUUUCACAAAGAGGUAUAGUGAUGCAACGCAAUAUGAAAUAGGCAUCCCGUUAAGUAACAAAAGGGAUCAUCUGAACAGCACCAUAAGGAGCGAAAGCGAAAAUGAAGACGGUAAAGAUCUUUCUCUGAUAAAUAAAAACGAACAGUUUACUCUACACUUGGGGAAAGACGAAACGCAAAAUAGCAGUAACGUGGGGAUUACGAAACAUAUCAACUUACGUAGCGAUAAAAAGAUUUCCAUAGAAGAUCCCCAAAAGGGAAAAAUAAACGAAUUAAAUUGUGUAAACAAAUUAACCUCCGAACAGAAAGUAGUCAAGGGAUAUUUAACUCUAAGAAAAGAAAAAACCAUUACACCAAAUGUAAAAAGGGUGUACUCCUUAUACGAUUUGUACAAUAAAAUUAUAAAUGAAUGUGAUUACGCAGAUUUCUUAUCACAAAAUAGUGCACGGAAAAUACUCAAAAAUGGGAAGGGUAAUCUAAAUGAUAGUCCAAGUGAUGAUCCGAAUGAUGAUCCGAAUGACGACCCAAGUGACGAUCCAAAUGAUGACCCAUUGGAAGACUUUUCCCCCUACAAAAAACGAAUAAUAAUGAGAAGUGGCAAAACAGAACGGAUGAACAGGAACCACAUGCCAAGAACAAGGCGUACUUCAGACAGACUAGCGAAUAACCAAGUGGCCAAUAAAAGCGAAUGUCGUGAUGACGUCAGUUCCCCAAUGGGAAAGGAGGCAAAAAAGGAAAGGGGAACCGCAACUAGAAGCGACCCACGCAAAGACGCCGAAAUGGAAAAUAUUUUAAAAAGUGCAGAAACGCUUAGCACCCGUAACCCUGCGUGCUCCCCGCGAAAUUUCAAAAAUGACUGGAGCGGACUGGUCAAGUAUAAUACUGCAAAAGGCGUAAUCAAAAUACCUAAAAUAUGCGUCCACAAAUUGGCCAGGAAAAAAGGGUUCGCCAAACUGACGUGCAUUAUUUACAGAGGAAAAGGAGAAUUCGUUUCUUAUUUCCUUGAACGGAGCAACAAGAAAAUUAAUGACAGCAACGCGGUGCAAAACGAAAAUAAGGAGGACAAGAGUACAGAAUCGAAGAUGCCCUUUAAGAUUAACAAAAAAAAUGGCUGUGCUAAGUUAAAUACCUACCAAUGUAGCACUCGUAAGAAUGCAGCUAAAAAACAAACUACACAAUCGAACAGGAAAUAUAAUUUAAGAGAAAAACAAAGCAACCCCUUAUAA
Plasmodium coatneyi is the source of this 8595-nucleotide messenger RNA. RefSeq lists its product as uncharacterized. The transcript has a single exon. The coding region runs from base 1 to 8595 and encodes 2864 amino acids. Lineage: Eukaryota; Apicomplexa; Aconoidasida; Haemosporida; Plasmodiidae. The record is from RefSeq and is a predicted model, not a curated record.